Messenger RNA from Bactrocera dorsalis (oriental fruit fly), 4046 nucleotides. RefSeq names its product facilitated trehalose transporter Tret1. The record is from RefSeq and is a predicted model, not a curated record. Bases 338 to 1747 code for a protein of 469 amino acids. The transcript is spliced from 6 exons. Lineage: Eukaryota; Metazoa; Arthropoda; Insecta; Diptera; Tephritidae. Gene Ontology annotation, biological process: transmembrane transport. Gene Ontology annotation, cellular component: membrane. Gene Ontology annotation, molecular function: transmembrane transporter activity.
AGUUUAUUGAGAUUAUUAUUUGCAAAGAGUCAUGAAAAAUAGCAAACACUAUCCCAAACUAUCUAAUCAUCACUAUAAUUCACGCUCUAAAGCAAACAAGGUGGAUACGCCCGAUGUUAUUUAUAAUUUCAAAGAUAAACCGCGUUGGCUGAAAAUCGUGUUGGUGACAAUGUCGUCUGAUAAUGCGAGAUUUGAUUAGUUAAGUGAUAACCGGUGACACGCGCACGUCGUCGCACUUUGCGCAUCUGUGGGGAGUUUUUCAAUAAAUUUUGUGAAACCGUGAGAUUUGCUAUUUAAUCUCAAAAUAUUUUUAUCUUUGUGUCGAGAACCAAAAAAGAUGUUGACAGCGAAGUUACCACUGCUUGGUAAACGGCAUCGCAUGCAGGUGCUGGUGGCGCUUACGUAUCAUAUUAUGAGUUUUGCUCAUGGACUUGGUAUCGGCUGGGUGUCACCCACGGUGCAAAUAAUACAAUCGCCUGAGACACCGUUAAGCUUUCCCGUAACCGUAGAGCAGGUAUCAUGGAUUGGAUCACUCUUCGGUUUCGGCUUUUUGAGUGGAAAUAUUCUAUUUGGCCUCACUGCCAAUCGCUUAAGUCGGAAACUGAAUAUGUAUUUAUUGGCGUUGCCACAUAUGCUAUUUUGGAUCUUAAACUAUUUUGUACAAAACGUAGAGUAUCUGUAUGCAGGCCGCUUCUUUGCCGGUGUCACCAGCGGCGGCUUGUUCGUUAUUGCGCCGAUGUUUCUUAGCGAAAUCCUAGACAAAGAUGUACGUGGCACACUCAUGUCCAUGGGUAUGAUGUUUCUCAGUUGCGGUGUACUAAUCGGCUUCAUACUACCCACAAAAGUCGACUACUAUUUAACGCCGUGUAUUGGGCUGGCGCUACCCAUAAUUUACGUUGUGGUGUUUUGCUUCUUCCCGGAAACACCACAAAGCCUCCUGAGGAGUGGUCGAUUUACCGAAGCGGAGGCAGCUUUCAAUUUCUACAAAGGCAUAGACAAUGGAGUUAACGUGCAGUUGAGUCGGAGAGUUGAGGAGUCGAAAACAGCAACGGAAAUACAAAGCGAAUUUGAAGAGUUGAAAACGAUCAUUUUGGCAGGAAACGCUAACGUGCCAGUAAAAUUAAAAGACUUUUUUGAAAGGUCAGCACUCAAAGCAUUUGCCGACACAUUUGUGCUCUGCAUACUGUAUCAACUGUCGGGCAGCUUCGCCUUCCUCAACUACAUGACUUCAAUAUUUGCCGUUUCGGGCUCCACAAUGGAUCCAUAUUUCUCUACCACAAUUGUGGGCGUAACGCAUAUAUGCGGCACGUUCGUCGCCACUGUUUUCGUGGAUCGAUUUGGUAGGAGAGCUCUGUUGUUUUCUUCCACGACUGCCAUGAUCAUUGGCAUGUUCGGGUUCGGCGCUUUUGUGCAGUUUACCGAUGCGGCCAUAAAAGCUCAGUAUGAUUGGGUACCACUUGCUUUCAUGGUUGCUGUGGUUUUCACUUCGGCGUAUGGACUUUUUGGAAACUUCUUCACCAUGGUGGUGGAAAUAUUGCCGGCGAAGAUCCGUAGCCCGGCCUUAUCGAUUUCGAUGUGUUUUGUGAGCCUUUUAGUGUUCGUGAUUCUGAAGUUAUACCCUUAUUUCCUGUUCGAAUUGGGCAUUCCAGCUACUAUGUACACUUCUGGGACAAUAUCUGUGGUUACCACCAUAUAUUUGUUUAUAUUUCUGCCGGAAACAAAAGGAAAAUCAAUGGAAAAAGACUAAAAAAUAGUAUAUAAAUCGGUGUCGCUUUGUAAAAUACUCAACCAAAAUUAUAUAGUUAAAUAGUAUUAAAAACAUUUUAAAUACAUAUUGUUUAAUGGAUUUCUAGAUACAAAGAAUAUUUAAUAAGCAAUUUACAAAACUUUAGUUGAUAUUAACCCUAUUUAACCGUAAUAGCUUAUUCAAGCCAUGCCACGAUAGUAUACAAGGCAGUAUCCAAUGUUACUUCGGAAUACGCCUCUUUACGAGUAUGUACCAGUCCAUCAGUAUCUGCAAAGUUUUUAGUAAGAAGGAGGAGAGGCUGGCCUGAAGUUCUAGGCCGUAAUGAGGAAAUCCCGACCAGCUUUCGGGAUGAACGUAACUCUGACUCGUCUGGAUGUACCCAGUGUGCCGCGAGUUGGCGUCGGUUGUUUUUUAUGAUUUUGUAAUUGAUUUAAGAAAUGUUUAACUUUAAACUAUAAUUAUAUUUCUUAUACAUAUAUCAUACAUAACUCAUAAAAUGAAUACGAUGUUUGCUCCUUUUUCUAAAUCUUUCUAUUAUUUAUUCUGGUUCCACAGGAAUUUCGUAGUUUAUGUUGAGGAGUGCUAAGCUGUUCAAUUUUUUCUGGAGCAUCUUUGUUCUGAGCCAAGUCUUGAUUCGGCGAAGAAAAGGAUCGUUCAGCGCUAGCAUUUUUGGCUGGUAAAGUGCAAAGUACGCGAAAGAGAAUAUGAAUCGACGGAUAUAUAUCCUUAUCGCAAGUACUGCGACGUUCUAAGCGCUAUUUCUUCUUUGAGCUUCAUUUUUUGCUGUUCUUUUUGUCCGGGCAAGAUUUUCCCAAAACGCCUAAUUAAACAUUCAGUUAGUACAGUUAGUCAAUGAGUAAAGUUAAAUCUUCCAAAUUUGGGUUAAAUUUUGGUAACAGCUGACUCUAAUUGAAACUUUCAAGAACUUUAUCGGAAAACCGCGUUGUUAAAUCUUGCAUGACCAUGUCAAUGAGUGGAAUGUGUGCAGAAACCCUGUAAAAGUCUUCACAACUUUGAGAUGGGUGAUUGUUUCGAUGACUCUAACGACCACAUGUUCCGGGUUUUUCCACUUCAACAUCUAAUUUGUAAUUGUUCAAAAGAAUGAGUUAAUUAUGCAACUUGACAAAUAAUUAUACACGUGAUAAUGAGGAGCUUGUAAAUUUGACCAUGUACUACGUAAAAUGGUGUGCAGGGCAUGUUAUAGUGCGCAUGGGUGCAUAAUAAUGCGCAUGAUAUAUUACUAAAAAAGAACAUGUUGAUGAAUAUUUUCGCAAUCAAGCUUCUUUCGUAAUAUUAUUUCAAACGUCGUUAAACUAUUUUUAUCUAAUUAUUAUGUUUGUAUAUCCACAAGCCCUUGGUGGCCACUGACCACUUACAUUGCUCAUUUGAAAAGCCGCUUUCUUGACCACAGAUCAGUGUUAGAAAAAUUUUGUGUAUUUUCCCAAAGUACGAAUUUGACGCUAAAAAAGCUCGAGAAAUAUUUUCUUUUUAUUAAAGGAUGAUCAAGUGUUCAGAACAAAACUUUCUUGCGGAGAUGAAAAUGUGGAAACAGCGAAUUUUAAGCAAGCAUUUUCGGAAUGCUCUCGAAGCUUUAGAAGCAGUGAACUAAACGUCUUUUGGGAAUGUUUUCAAGAUUUUACGCAUGUUGGCGUUUCAAUAACAUCACCGGAAAGAAGUUUUUCAAGUUUAAAGAGAAUUAAAACCUAUUUACGAAAUACGACAGGUCAAGAUAGGCUUAAUGGUCUAGCAGCAAUGAAUAUUCAUAGGUAUAUUGAUCUGUCAGUUGAUGAAAUACUAGAGGAAUUCUUUCAAAAACUAAGGAAAAUAUAACAUAUAAUGUGAGAUCCCGAGUAAUCCUCAAUUAAUCACUGAGCUUCAGCGAUACUGCUUGUACAAAUGUAGAGAAAGUUCGAAUUAUAUGAAUAACAACAAAAAUCUUGUAACUUAUUAUAAUUGCUUAUAAUUCCAAACCCAUAUCAAUAAACAUAUAUUUUUCUCUGAGUUUAGGGGGUGUUUUAACACCAAAACUAAAUGUUCAUUGAUUGAUUGAUUAGAUACAUAAUACAGUACGUAUGUAAUGUAAAGGAUCGCCAAUGAUCCUAAAAUAAAAAAAAUAGUUGUGUAUGCCAUUGGGAACUUAGGUUUAAGAUAUGUGUAUAUACUUUCGGUAUGUACCGUAGAUAAGUAUUAAGAUAUGUGUAUAUACUCUGCAUGUGGUGCAUACAUGAAUUAGAAUAAGAAAAUCUCUAAAUAAAGGAGCACUGGGCAACCAGAGCUGAGUACUAUUUUAUAAACGAAA